UGUACUUGUAACUAUAUUUUUCGUUGUGGUUUAUUGUGAGAACCAAACAAAUUGCUAGAGAGAUAAACUCCACUACCCAGAAGAAUCCCAGUUUGCAAGGACGCGAGGAUUAAGCAUAGAAGCUUGUGGUGCGCGCUGCGGUUUCGGAACUGACGACAGCAGGAAUAACUGGUUAUAAGUGUAACGAUAUAAAUGGUGCGAAGUGUAAGAAGAGGCGUACGUGGACGAGGGGGAGGAUUUGGGGGGAUUUUCGUGCAGAGGCCAGAACUACAAGAUGAGCCAUCUCCACUACAAAAUGUACCGACACUAAGAGAUGACACUGACGACUCAUCGGAUGACUCCACCCAACCACCUGAUGUAGUAUUCGAAACUGAGUUCCCGGAACAGCAAGAUCCUAGUACAGUAGCUGUGAGUAAGAAACAAGGUCGGGGACGGGCAAAAAUGACAAAAUUUGACAUGCUUAGAAAGAUUGGACUGAUUCCAUUGCUAAUCAAGGAAGGGGACACAAAGGUGUCGUGUGAGAAUGCAAACGUAUUUAGUGGUAGAGUCACAUGGAUCAUCAAGCAUUAUGCUAACAUGGGUUACCAACGUUGGAAUGAUGUGCCAGAAGCUGAACAAGAGGAGUUGUGUGCUCGUGUCCGAGCUGACUUUAUUAUACAAUGGGAAAAACCAAAUCAUCGUAAGACGAUUACCGAGCAACUACAUAGGAGGUUCAAUUCUUUCCACUACGACUUACACAAAAUCUACCUCGAGUAUGGAAGUCAUAAAGUUGCUGUUGCUAGAGGGACCUCCAUGGUGGAUGAAGCAGUAUGGAGGAAAUUGUGCAUGCGUUGGGGUAGCAAGGAGUUUAAGGUAAAAUCGUGUGAUUUGGGACCUUGUCAUUGCAAAACAAGGCGAAUAGAGCACUACAAUGAACCAACCAUACUACUGGCAGGAAGUCCUUUGUUCGAAUACUGGCCGAGCAACGUGAUGGUGUUGCUAAUCUGGUGGACUUUUUUAAAGAGACUCGUUGGUCAAAGAAGAAAAAUGGGUUUGUGACCAACAUGACUGAAGAGCUUCAUGUGAGUUACAUGUGCUGAUCUCAAGGGAAGUACCCAGUAAUAUUAAGUUGUAAUUAACUUAAUAUUAACUACCUAGGCUAGAUCUUGUUUUGUUAUUAACUACCAAUGACUUAAACCUUAUGUAUAAAAUUUCUCAUAUUAUUUUGGAAGGACAAAAUGGUAGAAAAGCCGAAUGAGAUGGAACCAGAAGAGCGGACUAAGGACGCAGCUGCUGCAGUGUUCAGGGACGUUCUAGGAAAAAGAUCAGGCUAUGAAAGGGGUUUGGGCGAGAAGGUGAUGCCUAUAACAUCAGGAACAGUGAGUGCUCCUGAGAAUGGAGGUGUCUUGUCAGAGGAUGCAUUGUUUUACAAGGCCCAAUUUGAGGCACUAAAGGCCAAUGUUCAGCAAAUAUUGGUCAAGCAAGCGGAGUUUGAUAAAUUUAUGACAUACUCAAUGUCACAGCAGCUGCCCCAGGGAGAGUCUCCGAGGGAGACACCGGGAGCUGUCUAACUUUGGUACACAACACUUAUUGGGAUUUUUUGGUUUUUUGAGAGGCAAUGGGAUGACGUCCUAGUGGGUGGUUGUCUGUGGUAAUUUUGUGAGUGCUUCUCUAGACACAUGGUUGGGUACAUGGUUGGCCAUAUUAAAGAGGAAUUAUGCCUAUUUUCUGUUUAUUAGCAUUGCUGAGAGGUCCUAAAUAUACGCACUUGGAAGUGAUAGACUAAAGGGACUGCUGCAUGCAUUAUUAACACAUGCUUAGCAAGAUCCAGAUCUUGCAGGAUACAAAGGAUGGGCAAUGGGUUGUAUGAAAUGAUGCUGUAGCCAUGGAGCACUGCAAGAGGGACAGCUUGUGGCAUUUUGCAUGUACUACAAGUGUCAAUAUUUCCAGAAUUUUUGUUGUGGGGGUGAUAGUGCCCUAAACAG
Messenger RNA from Carya illinoinensis, 1964 nucleotides. RefSeq lists its product as uncharacterized. The transcript has 6 exons. NCBI's taxonomy places the organism in Eukaryota, Viridiplantae, Streptophyta, Magnoliopsida, Fagales, Juglandaceae. The record is from RefSeq and is a predicted model, not a curated record. Bases 193 to 1038 code for a protein of 281 amino acids.